This is a messenger RNA of Teleopsis dalmanni, 874 nucleotides long. It is a transcript of the gene Capa, whose product is annotated as cardio acceleratory peptide 2b. Gene Ontology annotation, biological process: neuropeptide signaling pathway. The coding region runs from base 191 to 592 and encodes 133 amino acids. Gene Ontology annotation, molecular function: neuropeptide hormone activity. The record is from RefSeq and is a predicted model, not a curated record. Lineage: Eukaryota; Metazoa; Arthropoda; Insecta; Diptera; Diopsidae. The transcript has 3 exons.
UAUUUUAUUUUGUUUAAAAUUUUAAUCCGACGGUUAAUUUCAAAUAUUAAAAAUUUAUUUUUAAAAUUUCUUAAUCGCCGUGUGCUUCAAUUAUUUUGUGGUUGCUAAGUUCAAAAUUGUUAUUUUAAUAAAUUUAUAAAUUUUUAAGUAAUUUCAUUUACAAAACAAAAAAAACAAAAAAUAAACCAAAAUGAAAUCAAUGUUCAGUGCGGAUUUUUUAAUUUACUUAACUGUAUUGAUAAUUGCUUUGGCUGGACUUUCUCAAGCUGAAUUUGAACAAAGCAAAAAUAGACGUGGAGGUGGUGCUACCUCCGGACUUUAUGCCUUCCCACGCGUUGGCCGUAGCGAUCCAAGCUUAACAAAUAAUUUACACGACAUGGAUGACAAUUUGUAUGAGCCCUCGUUAGAGGAUUAUGAAGGUCGAACUGAUGCGGAAAUGCGUAAAUGGGCUCGUCUAUUGGCACUGCAACAAGCACUUGAGAAACGUGCUGGACCUACUUCCGGUUUAUGGUUUGGUCCCCGACUUGGCAAGCGCAGCGUUAACAAUAAUGUGAAGCAGCAUGCAAACAAAGGACAAAACGAGGAAUAUUAGACGAAUGAAGACAAAAAUUUCGACAAAAACUCUAUUGAUGACAAAAUAUUUGCGAUGAAAAUGGACUACGAUUUCGUUUCAAUGCCUUGGUUAUACAAUGGACGUCAAUAAAAAUAUAUUUACGCUAUGAUGCACACACUCAAUUUUACAAUUUAUAAACAAUAUUUAACCAGAAAAUAAAAAUAUAUAUUAAAUAAAUUAAAAAAUAUAUAAGAAAACAUUUUGCAAAUCUUAUACGCAGUUGCCCUUAAUAAUGUAAGAAAAAAGCAAAGAGAUCAAUUU